Molecule: messenger RNA, 3845 nt
Organism: Erpetoichthys calabaricus (reedfish)
Lineage: Eukaryota; Metazoa; Chordata; Cladistia; Polypteriformes; Polypteridae
Gene: atp6ap1a
Product: ATPase H+ transporting accessory protein 1a
Exons: 10
Coding region: 49-1455 (468 amino acids)
Cellular component (GO): proton-transporting V-type ATPase complex
Source: RefSeq, a predicted model, not a curated record
GUGUCAUCCGUAUUGAGGAAGAUAGUCACUGCAGGGGAGAAGCUGAAGAUGGCGAAAAUGGAGCUGAGAUGUCACUUGGGGAUGGGGUUGUUUAGCCUUUUAUUCGGACUCUUCGGUUUAAGCUGUUGUACUGAUCAGGUUCCCGUACUUAUCUGGUCCACAGAAAGCUCGUUGUGGCAAUCACAAGACACCCCUAGUGUGGGACAUGUGGUGUCUGGCUCCCAACUUCUUUCUUACCUGAACUGUGCAUUCAAUAAUGGACCACACAGUGUGCUACUGUUCCUACAAGACAAGCUGAGCCUUGAUGACUUUACAGUGUAUGGAGGGGCAUUUGGAAAUCAACAAGACAAUGCAUUUCCCAACCUAGAGAAUGCUUUAGAGUCCGCACCAUCCACACUUGUUUUGCCAUCAGUGGAUUGGCAAGCAUCAAGUGCUUUGCCAGCCUUGCUACAGGAGAAGUUGGCUACCAGCCCUCUUUAUAUCGAACCAUCAACCCUAAGUCAGCUGCGACUUAAUGAAACUAUUGCAUCUCUACUAGUGCUUCGUCUUCCUUAUAGUACAAGCACGCAUCUGAUGUCUGCACGAGAUGUUCUUCAUGGAAAUGAUGAUGUCAUUGGCCAGGUAUUGAACAUAAUGAAAAGCCAGACUGUUCCAUAUACAGCCAUCUUUACUGCCCCAAGGCCUUCAAGGGUGAUACGAGAAGUGUCUUUGGCCUUUGAGAAUAUUGGCCGUUCACUUCUGCAGGCACCAGUAAAACCUACUCCUGCCCCUUACCCUCCAGUAAUGUUUAACAGAACUUCAUCAGAACCAUGCAUCCUACUUUGGGCAAAAGGCCUGAAUUUAACCUAUAGCGAAAAUACUCCGUCAGAGGCCCGUCUCGAUCUUACUAGUCGGACGUUUGGUUCAGGUGCCAGUGUGUCACUUGAUGGCUCUUCAUGUAGUCAGUCACUUGCCACGCUUGUCCUUAAUUAUGGAAACAUUGCAAACUUCAGUGGUUUCAGACUUACGUUUGUAAUGAGUAGCUCCUAUUCUGAAGUCUCUGCUCGAGAAUGGUUCAAGCUGCAGUAUGUGGAAAUUGGCUACAACGGGACAGUAGCUACCUUCAAUGGAAGUAAUCAGAUCUAUGCUCCACGAAACUACUCUUUUCAUUGUGAAUCAAUUACAAGCAAAUGGAACCCCUUACUGGUACCCUUUAAUAGCACAAAUCCAGCUAUACAGUGGACAUUCUCUUUCUCUGAAUUUCAGAUCCAAGGUUUCAAUGUAACAGGAGUGAACUUCUCAUAUGCCAGUGACUGUGCCACCUUCUUUACCCCUGGAAUCUGGAUGGGUCUUGUCACCACUCUACUGAUGACUCUUAUUCUUACAUACGGUCUCCAUAUGAUCAUGCAUCUUAAGACUAUGGACCGGUUUGAUGACCCUAAAGGACCUUCCAUCUCUGUGCCUCAGAAUGAGUAAUGUUAGUUCCUUUUGCCUUCACAUUUUUCAAGUGGCACAUAGCAGUGGAAAGUCCAUCUUAAAUCUUUUCAUUCUUCAAUGCCCACUUUUUCUUUUUUUGAUAACCCUAAAACAGAUUUUUUCUAAUUUUGUUACUUUAUUUAGAAAUUAUAAUUUGCCAUUCCUUACCCAUCUUUAUUUCAAUUAUUACAUUAAACCUUGUUGUGUCAAACAGCAAACAAAAAUACAACUGAAGAUUUUAGAUUAUUUCUGUAGCUUGGAUUAACAAGACCGUCACUGGUUAGUGUGUCAUAAUUAAUACCAUUUGUCACACACACUUAAUUUAUUAGCUGCUAUUUGAACAUUGCCGGUUAUAAUUUUAAGUAUUAUUUGAAGUUGGUUAGCAGCUGCAUUGAUGGCUACUUUGAGUGUGGUUGCCUGGGACAAUAGACACCUUAGUGAAAGAUUCCAGCUACCUGGCUACCCAUCUUUGGUAUUAAUGCACUGUGUACCAACUUCAUAAAUAACCCUAAUUGUCAAUGUCUUUUUAAAAUUUGGUACAAAUGUGUUGCUUAUUUGACCUGUUUGUUAUAGAGUGUGUGUAUAUAGAUAUGUAUACAAAACGGAUUAACACAGAAAGCAACAGUUAAACUUUACUGCAUUCCAAUCUUCCAAUAUUAGAUUUACUCAAAGCGGCACCCUUCUAUUUUUGUCUGCUGUUUGUUGCACCUAAUUAAUUAUACAAUAAUUUUACAAAAUGCAGAGUUUGGUAUGUACACACAGAAGGAUGUAAUGUUUUUAUUUUUUUUUUAAACAUAAGAGUGUGAGAUAAAUUUGAUUUAAUUCAAGAUACAAUUUCCAUAUUUCAUGUUUAAAAUUACAGUAGUUUUCAGCCACCAUUUCCACUCUGUAACAACGUGCAAUAGUAUCCUCUGAUUAGUUGUGUUUUUGAUUCAAUCGCCCAGAAUCAAAAUGUAAAGUAAAAUGUUUUAAUAAGAGUAUCUGUAAUUGUUCUAGAUUUAGAUACUGGUAAUGCCUGUGCCCUGAAAGUUUAGAUUUUCAUUUUCAGACGUGUUUUAUGUGAAAUGUGAGAUUCAUCCAUGUCUGUGUUUUUUCUGCACUACUAUGUGAAACUAAUGCGAUGUUUGAGGUGAAAUCUCAGUAGUUCGCCUUGCUUAGGUUUGGCAUCACUGUACAUCAGAAACGUUUACAGGGGGUAUUCCAGAGUUGGCAGUGCUUACGUGUGUUGUGCCUGAUUUGCUCAGAAGAUGUCUCAGAAAUUUGAGUUUUUGAGAAGAAAGUAGUUUCUCAUAUUGAUGUUUUGAAAUGUGUCUUAGAUUAUGUAAAACUAUAUUAUUUAAAACUAGCUUUGGAGCUUCACAUCUUUCUUAAAAUUGUGAGAACUUCAUUGAAACUUGCACAUCAAGUACACGGUAGUUUCUGUGUUCACUAAAUCCCAUGUUAAAUAAUUAUCAGACUUGUUAUAAUGAUGUCUGACUGCAAGAGCUGCAACUAAGCAAGGAUUUUCUUUCUGCUUUACAUUUUAAGUUGAAGUUUCUUUCAAUUUUUAUUCUUGGUUACAUUUCUAAGCAUUUUGUGCCAUCAAAGGACUUGGACAUGCUUCCAUGACACUACUCCAGCAUCUGUCCCAUUUCAGUAGGCAUUACAGUAGGCGCUGCAGUGGUAAUGAAUUCCUUUAGAAAUAUCCAGAGGCACAACACCAUAACUUCAACUAUGGAAUCGCUUUCUUCUUCUGUUCUGAACCUGAGCUUUAAUUCAUACGCAGUAUUCUAUGAUUGCUAAAGAAAAAAGCAGACAUGAGUCAAGUGUGUUUAUUGCAUCAGUUUCUAAGUCUUUCUAUCUUACUAAUGUAGACCACCUGUAUGAUAAAAUAUUGAAUUCAGUCAAGUGUUAGGACUUAAAAGGAAAUAUAUGUAUAUAAAGAAAUUAUAAAAGCAGAGUAAAGUUGUGCGUUAAGCGCUUCUAUUUAUUUGUGAUAGUCCUGUGUUUUUCGGACUGUGUUUGUGUUAUACUUGGUGUUACUGAGAUUUCUUGUGAAUUAUCCUACUUGCGGAAGCCUUUACAGCCCUGCAUCGUAAUCACACAAGGACUUGGCAAGUUCCUUUCAUUUGCUGCUUCCCAGGUGUUAUUAAAUAACCACUUCUACUGUUUUACACUUUGGAUUAAUUCACCAAUUGAGCAAAUAAAUAUAGUAUUUAUUUUUUAUGGUAUUAAUUUGUUUUAAACUGGAAGGGUUUUAUUUGUGAUGGGCAAUUAUCCCCAAAAAAAUGGGCUGGAAAGGUUUUAAGGUAAAUUAUAUUCACUGUACAGCAAUUCUUCAAUUACCUGUUUACAGAACUUAAGAAAAAUGAACAAACUGUGUUCUGAUUAAAGACGUUAUGUAAAACUGA